Molecule: messenger RNA, 2183 nt
Organism: Pimephales promelas (fathead minnow)
Lineage: Eukaryota; Metazoa; Chordata; Actinopteri; Cypriniformes; Leuciscidae
Gene: slc39a4
Product: solute carrier family 39 member 4
Biological process (GO): zinc ion import across plasma membrane; intracellular monoatomic cation homeostasis
Cellular component (GO): plasma membrane
Molecular function (GO): monoatomic cation:bicarbonate symporter activity; zinc ion transmembrane transporter activity
Source: RefSeq, a predicted model, not a curated record
CCUGUACCUGAGCAGGUGUGAGGAUCUCUAAAGCUCCUCUGAGUGUGUGAGUGUGUUUAGUGUGCAGUCUCUCGGACCUAUACCUCACCCGAAAAACCCUCUUAACACCGAAACACAGGAUAAAACACACAGAUUAUGGAGACUAGAGUUGUUGUGGUGCUGUGCUUCGUCACCCUCGGCGUGUUUUCGGGCGCGCGAGGCGAUAAAAAGGACAUUUACGCGAAAGUUGUGGAUUUGGUGGCUCCAGGUGAAGAGUUCCUCACAGAAGAUGCUCUUGUCUCGGUGUUUGAGCGGUUGGAGAACCGUGUGCAGUGUUUCGGUGUGUCGUGUGGAAAGUGUGUUUCAGUGGAGGCUCUCCAUCAGCUGCUGAGGAGCUACAGCCGCUCGCAGGGGCUCCUGAUGGAGGACUUCUUCGCCGCGGCCCCCGGAUGGUGUCUGUUCCUGAGCGCUCCGGCUGAGACCUGUGGGGCCGUACGCGAGGGCCGAUGGGGCGCCGAGACCGACCGCUUCAUCCGCACCGUCCUCGGCCACGACCCCUCCGCCAGCGCUCCUCGCGGACACAUCCGUCACUAUGGAGGCUUGGAGAAGCUGUUUCACGACAUGAAGUCCUCCUACCAGCCCGAGACGCACGAGGCCUGUGUGUCUCUGACGGAUAUCGUGGAGGACAGCCGUUCUGCUCACGGAGAUGAUGUGCGCGUGGAGCUGGACGCGGUGCUGGGGAACGUCCUCUAUCACGCUCUGAGAGGAGACUGCUUUACAGCACACGAGUUCCCCGAGCCCGACUUCUUCCUGGACUACAUCUUCAGCCGCUUCGGCUCGGAGAACCUCACGCUUCACGAUUUUGAGGAGCUUCUGACAACCUUAAACCUGGGCGGAGAGGAACAUGACCAUGACCAUCACCAUGAUGAAGAUCCCCGUCAGUGGAGAGGUCUAGCGGAGAGUCGGGCCAACAGCAGCUGGGACACGGCCUGUUUCAGCGCGGAAGAGCUGAUGAGGAUAUACGGCCUGAACUCUUCAUCACUGACCCGGGAUCAGUUCACACAGCUCAGUCCGGCCCUGAUCCAGCAGAUCCUCAGCGGAGGCUGUUCUGAGAUCAGUCCCACACCGACGAGCCCUGAUUCUCUCAGCACCACAGAGAGAUACGGAUACGCCACGCUGGCGAACCUCAUCAUCUGCCUGAUGGCCAUGUUUGGGAUCGUGGUGCUGCUGUUCUCGGCCUGCACGCAAGUGUUUGAGUUCUGCAUCCAGUUCUGCAUCAGUCUCGCGGUGGGAUCUCUGACGGGGGACGCUCUGCUCCAUCUGCUGCCCGCGUUCUUAGGCCUUCACGUUCACGAGGACGGACACGAUCACUCGGAGGAAAACCUGGACUAUGUGUACAAGCUCCUGGUGCUUCUCGCCGGUGUGUAUUUCUUCUACCUGAUGGAGAGCAUCUUCUCCAUCAUCACUCGCUCACCACAUCAUCACCACCAGCACCACCACGAGGAGGAGUCCGAGCCCCAUCACUGCGAUCACGGCCGAGUCCUGCAGAUGUUCCAGCGGGAGAAGCAGAGCCGCAGCUCCAGCUCUCAGGCCGAUCUGGUGGAUGCUGCAAAACAAGAGAAGUCGUUCCUGGAGCCUGGAGCCUCUAAAAGAGAGCAGCGUCUGCUUCCCUACAUGAUCACCAUCGGAGACGCCAUCCAUAACUUUGCCGACGGUCUGGCUCUCGGCGCGGCGUUCUCCAUCUCGUGGCGAUCCGGCCUGGCCACGGCUCUGGCGGUGCUGUGCCACGAGCUGCCACACGAGCUCGGUGAUUUCGCGAUCCUGUUGCACUGUGGCGUGUCCGUGAAGCGAGCUCUUCUGCUGAACGUCGGCAGCUCGCUCACCUCCUUCAUCGGCCUGUACAUCGCGCUGUCCGUCUCCACAGAUACCGUGGCUAUCGAGUGGAUCUCGGCGGUCACCGCUGGACUCUUUCUGUACGUCGGUCUGGCAGACAUGCUUCCCUCGCUGGUCCAUGUGGACAGUAAAAGACCGUGGCUGGUUUUUCUCCUGCAGAAUCUGGGACUUUUAAGCGGCUGGGGCAUUUUAUUGCUUUUGUCCUUUUAUGAAGAUCAAAUAGGGUUCUGAAUAUGAUACAUCAGGUUUUAUUUGUGCCUUAUUCCUAUAUAUCUGUCCGCAGAAACGACAUAUUAAACAUGUGCAAUGUG